Molecule: messenger RNA, 1563 nt
Organism: Fonsecaea erecta
Lineage: Eukaryota; Fungi; Ascomycota; Eurotiomycetes; Chaetothyriales; Herpotrichiellaceae
Product: 2,3-bisphosphoglycerate-independent phosphoglycerate mutase, variant
Exons: 2
Coding region: 1-1563 (520 amino acids)
Biological process (GO): glucose catabolic process
Cellular component (GO): cytoplasm
Molecular function (GO): manganese ion binding
Source: RefSeq, a predicted model, not a curated record
AUGACGAAGGUCGACCACAAGGCUGUUCUCAUUGUCAUCGAUGGAUGGGGCAUCCCGUCCGAAAGCUCUCCUCCGGAGGGCGACGCCAUUGCUGCCGCCGAGACCCCUUUCAUGGACGAGUUCGCCAAAGAUGGUUCCAAAACUGCUCAAGGCUACACUGAGCUUGAGGCUUCAUCCCUCGCCGUGGGUCUCCCAGAAGGCUUGAUGGGUAACUCUGAAGUCGGCCAUCUCAACAUCGGCGCAGGCAGAGUCGUCUGGCAAGAUGUUGUGAGGAUUGAUCAGACCAUCAAAAAGGGCGAAAUGAACAAGAUUACCAACAUUCAAAAAUGCUUCCAGCGGGCGGUCGACGGCAAUGGCAGGCUUCACCUCCUGGGUCUCGUCAGCGACGGAGGCGUCCAUAGUCACAUCAACCAUUUGUUCGCUCUCUUGCAAGUUGCCAAGGAGAUGAAGGUCCCGAAAGUCUUCAUUCACUUUUUUGGAGACGGUCGAGACACGGACCCCAAGAGUGCUGCGGGAUACAUGCAACAGUUGCUGGACAAGCUGAAGGAGCUGGGCAUCGGUGAGCUGGCCACGGUGGUUGGUCGUUACUACAUCAUGGAUCGAGACAAGAGGUGGGAUCGUGUCGAGAUUGGCAUGAAGGGCAUCGUGCUUGGUGAAGGUGAAGAAUCAUCCGAUCCCGUUGCCACGAUCAAGGCUCGAUACGAGAAAGGGGAGAACGAUGAGUUCCUCAAGCCCAUCAUCGUCGGCGGAGACGAGAGGAGGAUCAAAGAUAAUGACACCCUUUUCUUCUUCAAUUACCGAUCCGACCGUGUCCGAGAAAUCACUCAGCUUUUGGGCGAUGUUGAUCGAUCGCCCAAGCCGGACUUCCCGUAUCCCAAGGGGAUUGAAAUCACCACCAUGACGCAGUACAAGACCGACUACAAAUUUCCCAUCGCAUUCCCACCUCAGCACAUGGGCAACGUUCUGGCCGAGUGGCUGGGCAAGAAAGGCUUGAAACAAUGCCACGUCGCUGAAACCGAGAAGUAUGCCCAUGUGACGUUCUUCUUCAACGGAGGGGUGGAGAAACAAUUCGAGGGCGAAGAGCGAGAAUUGAUUCCCAGUCCGAAAGUCGCCACAUACGAUCUCGACCCUCCCAUGAGCGCUCAAAAGGUGGCAGACAAGCUCAAUGAAAGGAUAGCGGAUCAAAAGUACGAUUUCUUGAUGAACAAUUUUGCGCCCCCGGACAUGGUUGGUCAUACCGGAGUCUACGAGGCGGCGAUCAAGGGAGUGGCCGCCACAGAUGCCGCCAUCGGUACGGUGUAUGAGACGUGCAAGAAGGAAGGCUAUAUCCUCUUCGUGACAGCCGAUCACGGCAAUGCCGAAGAAAUGUUGAAUGAAGAAGGCAAACCCAAGACGUCACACACGACCAACAAGGUUCCCUUUGUCAUGGCCAAUGCGCCCGAAGGAUGGAGCUUGAAGAAACAGGACGGCGUCCUCGGGGAUGUCGCCCCCACGAUUCUUGCAGCGAUGGGACUCGACCAGCCGGAAGAAAUGGGCGGCACAAGUUUGUUGGUCAAGAAGUAA